AUGGUAUUAACUGCUAUAACAAAUAUCAAAAGAAAUAUUAAAAGAUUCUAUAUUUUCAAGGCAUCUGGAACUGAACAGUCGCAUGGAGGAAAGCACCUGGUUAAUGGAAGCUUCCUCCAACGUUUACUAUCCUUGAGAAUCCAACGGGAUUGGUUUGGACUUCCAACACCUGUUCCAAGUUCACUGGGCAAUGCUUCGAGGCUUGAAAUACUCGAUUUGCCUGAUAACAGUUUCAGUGGACCCGUGCCUAUGAAUCUUGGGAUGUUAACACGUCUCACUCGGUUCAAUUUGGUGGGUAAUCGGCUCGGAACAAAGGAGGGAGAUGACCUGAGAUUCCUGGAAUCUUUAACUAACUGUGUUGAUUUAUUUUUGUUGGGUCUAGAAUUCAAUAAUCUCAAAGGAGGGUUGCCGGAGUCCAUCGCAAAUCUUUCGACCCAACUUGCAAUGAUAACGAUGAGCAAAAACCAGAUAUUUGGAAGCAUCCCUAAUGGGAUAGGAAAUCUUGUCGGCUUGACUGAAUUGGCAAUAGAUCAGAACCUUAUGACAGGUUCUAUUCCGGUCAGUAUUGGGAAGCUUCAGAGGUUGCAAAUCUUGGACUUGUCCAGAAAUAGAUUUUCAGGCAGCAUUCCAUACUCCAUUGGGAACAUCUCUCUCCUGAGUGAGCUCUUGGACGGGAAUUUUCUCACCGGCCGCCUGCCAAAUGAUGUUGGUAACUUGAAAAACCUCGAAGAAAUAGACAUUGCAAGGAAUAGAAUGUCAGAAUCUGGAUCUCUCUUCAAUAAUCUCGACGGUGAAGUACCACAAGAAGGGCUCUUCAGAAAUUUGAGUCCGAGUUCAGUCUUUGGAAGCAAGAAAUUGUGUGGGGGCAUUCCAGAGCUGCAGCUGGUGGCAUGUCCAGUUGUAGCCUCUAAAAAACAAGGAAAAUCUCUAGUUAUUAAAUUUGUAAUAGCAGUAUUAGCCGCAAUUCUUUGCUUACUCAUAUUAUCAUGUUUGUUUGGCAUUUGUUAUUGGAGAAGAAAGCCAAGAAAGAGACCCUCUUCAACAUCUUCCUUGAAGAACCAGCAUUUUAAGGUUUCUUACAUGGAGCUCCUUAAAGCCACUGAUGGCUUCUCUUCAUCCAAUUUUAUUGGUUUUGGAAGCUAUGGUUCAGUAUAUAAAGGAGUUCUAGACCAUGAUGAGAUGAUUGUUGCGGUGAAAGUACUCGACCUCCGACGAAAAGGAGCUUCCAAGAGCGUUAUGGCUGAAUGCAAUGCCUUGAGAAAUAUCCGGCAUCGGAACCUCAUCAGGGUCUUAACCUCUUGCUCAAGCGUGGAUUCUAAAGGGGACCAUUUCAAAGCUAUAGUUCUUGAGUUCAUGCCUAAUGGGAGCCUCGAGAAGUGGUUGCAUCCGCAGGACAAAGACAGCUCACACCAUUCAAGGAAAUUAAGCUUGAUUCAGAGGUUAAACAUAGCCAUCGAUGUGGCUUCUGCACUGGAGUAUCUUCAUCAUGAUUGCAAGACGCCACUCAUCCAUUGGGAUUUAAAGCUGAGCAAUGUUCUUUUUGAUGUUGACAUGAUUGCCCAUGUUGGCGAUUUUGGGCUAGCAAGAUUCUUUUGCGAAUCCGAUCAUAAUUCUCAGAAUCAGACCAGCUUAUCCGUGAUAAAGGGAUCGAUUGGGUAUGUAGCUCCAGGUAAUGUCUCUAACAAUUUCUUCUAUUUUUUCUUAGACUCAAAAUUUUAAAAUCACAGAUAUAUAUCAUGUUUUCUAUAUGUCAUGCAUAUCAUGCGUGCCAUGUGCACGCUGUGCACCAUGUACCUCACAGCACGCAGUCGUAUAGCUUAAUUUUACUUUAAGACAUUAGUUAAAAUAUCUUCCUAACCAUAUACUACAACUUGUAAGAGUAGGCACUUUUCAAACAUUGAAAGCUCUCAUUCAGUUGGCCUUAUCAUCAUAGGCCACAACCCAAAUAUCGAAUUUCCGAUCCAUUAUCAACUUCUGGAUAAACCAUUCAAAGAACAUAUCCUCUAGGCUUUGGAUUGUAAUAAAGUCUUGCUUAUCUUCCAAAGAAAAAAGACCGUCAGAUAAACCAUCCAUUCACAGUCUACGGUGGGAUAGCCAGAACCCAUUAGGCAUGGCCCGUCUGUUGGGUUCGACUAGUAUAGUUGUUUGGUCAAGCAGGGCAUCUUAAUACCUCCCUUUCAUUGAAAAUGUGAUCAUCACCAGCUAUCCUGCAUCUUCUUCAUCUCUCUCUCUCUGGCAUUUCGUCAAACACUUGCGAUGCGUACUUGUCUUUCUAGACUAUUAGUGUAGAAAACACUGUGCUGGCAAUAGGCGUUCGCUUUCUUAGCUAAGUUGUGAGUUUGAGUUGCGUCGAGCUGACCAAGAUAGUGAGCCACUGGCUGAGCCGUAGCAAGUCGAGACUAAACCAGUUUCCUGGCUUGAAAUCUCAUCGAAUGACUUCACCUCGCUGAGUUUGGAGUCGCCAAUGACUAUGCUCUUUUGUAUAUAGUAGUAGCUUUUCUGGACUGUUCAUUUAGCGGAACUAUCACGAUUGGCCUGUUUUUAAGAAGUUGAAUAUAUUCAUAUAAUCCUAACCACAAUGUCUCAUUGUUCCGUUAUAUUUUCUGUUUUCUAGUAAGGUUGAUGAUCAGAUGGUUAGAAACAGAAGCAGAUUGCGUACGGAGUAAUUUAUUAAGCACUAUGAGUUAAAUCUAAGUGGCCCACCGUGGCUGUAUGUGUCUUAUCUACCACGUUCAUCUGUUUUUUC
Molecule: messenger RNA, 2746 nt
Organism: Magnolia sinica
Lineage: Eukaryota; Viridiplantae; Streptophyta; Magnoliopsida; Magnoliales; Magnoliaceae
Product: putative receptor-like protein kinase At3g47110
Exons: 3
Coding region: 1-1719 (572 amino acids)
Biological process (GO): protein phosphorylation
Molecular function (GO): protein kinase activity; ATP binding; protein binding
Source: RefSeq, a predicted model, not a curated record